AUGGGGUCGGUGCCGUCAACGCCGCGCAAGAGUGGCGCAUGGUCGCCGGAAACGGCGGAGUAUCUGAUCGAAACUUUCGUCGACAACCAGCCCUUUCCUGUUUCGUCAGAGUUCUGGCAGAAAUUGCUGGAGCUUCCUCUCAAUGUCCAAUGGUCCGCUCAACGUGUUCAACAAGCUUGUGAGCUGUUAGCCAAAAACAAUUGUCACACCAGACAUCUUGCUAAGAUUUUGUUUCAUCUAGCUUGCUGCUUGCAAGAGUCCGUGUCUUCUUCUGGUGUAUCGCCCUUGGUCUAUGAAAAGGCUGUUAAUGCAGUGUACUUCAGUUCAACAUUUUUAAAGUACUUGAUCGAAAGUGCCCAAGGGGAUAUCCAAUUAUACCUGUCUCUUGAAGAUGACGAGACUGUACCGAACGAUGUUUUGAGAGAUCAAACCAUUGAAAAUUUUGUUAUGCGGAAUGUGCUGAACUUUAUAGCAUCAAUUGAAGUGAGUCCAGACACAUAUCUCCUACACCUAGAGCUGCUUAAUUUCAUGAUUAUUGCAAUGUCAACUCAGCUUCUCUGUGGGUCAUCUCCUGGACCAAAUGACGUGAACCCCUUUCUUGAUGCAGCAAUGGAUCAGGACAGCUCUCUGGUUGGUUCAGUUGUUCACAGAUUGCUUCUAAACUUCAUGGUCCGUUCUAAUGUUCCAUUUAAUAGGGCAACUUAUUCCAUCUUGUCUGAUGGAAGUCAGAGUAGUGUUCUACAGAGAGUUGGUUCUGCAGCUGCAAAUAUUGUUUUAUUUCCAUUUAGUUAUCUGGUCAGUUCGAGUGUUGAAGGAUCAAAAAGUCCUAUUUCAGAUAUUAGUAUUCAUGUGCUGCUUGUUCUCGUUCAUUAUCAUAAAUGUGUCGUGAGUGAGGACCACGCGAACAACAAAUCUUCCACAUCAGAUUCUUUACUCAAAGAAAAUUCCCAAUUUUCUGACAAUCCUUACUGCAAGGCAUUGGAACAUGCAAUUGAUUGUGAAUUAGAUCGUGUAGAUAUUGAGGGCAAUGCGCAUAGUGCUCGACACAUAAAGCUUCCAUUUGCUUCGUUGUUUGAUACACUUGGGAUAUGCUUAGCUGAUGAGGCAGCUGUCCUACUGCUUUACUCAUUGUUGCAAGGGAAUUCUGCCUUUCUGGAGUAUGUAUUGGUGCGGACAGAUCUGGAUACAUUGUUAAUGCCAAUUCUGGAAGCUCUAUACAAUGCUUCAACAAGGACGGCUAAUCAAAUUUACAUGUUGCUAAUUAUUCUUCUCAUACUCAGUCAAGAUUCUUCUUUUAAUGCAAGCAUUCAUAAGCUGAUAUUGACUGCUGUCCCAUGGUACAAAGAACGCCUUCUCCAUCAGACAUCUCUUGGUUCCCUCAUGGUCAUAAUUCUUAUCAGAACUGUACAGUAUAAUUUGUCAAAAUUACGGGAUGUCUAUCUCCAAACAACAUGUCUGGCAACCUUGGCGAACAUGGCACCUCAUGUUCAUCGAGUGAGUGCAUAUGCAUCUCAGAGACUAGUCAGCCUUUUUGACAUGCUUUCACGCAAGUAUAACAAAUUAGCUGAACGCAGAGAUAAUAAACUCCAUAGUGCAAAAGGCAACUCAGUUGAAGGAAACAACCUUGUAGAAGAUAUGUCAACUGAAUUGCACAUUUACACUGACUUCUUGAGGCUUGUACUAGAAAUAAUAAAUGCAAUCCUGACUUAUGCACUUCCUCGGAAUCCUGAGGUAGUAUAUGCAAUAAUGCACAGGCAGGAAGUCUUUCAGCCAUUCAAGAAUCAUCCACGCUUCAAUGAACUGAUUGAUAACAUCUAUACUGUAUUAGAUUUUUUCAAUAGUCAUAUGGAUGCUCAACGAGAGGACGGUGACUGGUCAGUCAAUGAAGUGCUCCAAGUCAUAAUUGUCAAUUGUCGUUCUUGGAGGGGCGACGGAAUGAAGAUGUUUACUCAACUGCGCUUCACAUAUGAACAAGAGAGUCAUCCAGAGGAAUUUUUUAUCCCAUAUGUCUGGCAGCUAGUGUUAUCCCAUUGUGGAUUCUCCUUCAAUACAGGAGCCAUAAAUUUGUUUCCAGUUGAUCUACAAACAGAAGGACUUGAAAAUGGGGUGGAAGGAAGCACACUCCAAAAUGGUGAUUUUGACAAGCCUGAAUAUCAGCUCGAUCCAUAA
Sphenostylis stenocarpa is the source of this 2169-nucleotide messenger RNA. Lineage: Eukaryota; Viridiplantae; Streptophyta; Magnoliopsida; Fabales; Fabaceae. The record is from the annotation of a GenBank genome assembly.